ACACACACACACACACACACACACACGCUAAAUAACAACUGCUAACUCCUUAUAACCUUAAGUAAUUUUAUUUGCAGAGCCAGCACUCCACCUGGUGUGUAGAUGAACCCCAUAAAACAUUCUCUCUUCUGCAAUUUGUCUUCAUUUUGUACUAUAUAACAAACUAACUCCCGACCUUUACCUAAAAGAGUCGACUCAGUCAAGAAAUACUCUUAGAAAAUGUAGAACCCUUAAAGGUACUUCAGUUGUUUUUCUGAAGGAACCUUACUGUAUUACAACUGAUCUCGUGUUUAUCUAUCAGAAAGGAUUAGAAGAAGAACAACCUAAAUACCCUUCAAUAAACAAAACUCUUUUCGGGAAAAAAAAACCCCCAGUAGUCUAGGCCUAGUUUGCAGUCAUUUAGUCAGUACUUUUGGUAUAUGGAUUACUAUGUAAUAUUAUUAUGUAGUAUUAUCAUACAACAUAUAAUACUCUUAUGGGAUAUUGCUGAGCUACUACUGAAGUAGCCUACUAAGUAAUAUAUAAAGGAAAUACUAAGUGAUCUAAAUGAAGAGUUCCAGAAAAACAAAACAAAACCCGCAUCAGCUUCAUCAAAAUUGAAUAAAAGAGAGAAUUUGAAAGCCUUGGAGUAAACUGACAGCCUUUAAGUUUCAAUGAAAUCGGUAUUAUUUAUAUAUGCAACGUCGUUGUUAUUACUUUAGUUGCUUGUGGUGUUGUUAUCCGGGCAAGAUCUGUCCUCUCCUCAGUGUGUGUGAUGUGGAGCGGGGUGUGAACAGAGACGGGGUAGGAGGGAGAGAGAGAGAGAGAGAGAGAGAGAGAGAGAGAUCCGAGGCUAGUCCACUAUUUUCGCCUGUUUAAUCGGUGAAACCGCAGGACGCAUUCAGCGGUGACUUUUACUGGUGUAAACAGGGGCACUUCCGAAUAAUGAGCCUGGGCUGUGGGAUUCACAAAGAUCCCCAAAUCGUAGCCUAUCUCCAGUGGCCCUUCUGCGGAUGGAUUUUCCACGACAUCUAGGAGUGAUCUUGUCCUUACUUAGCGCCAGGGACAGAUCAUCACAGACACCACUGGUGAUCGCAGCGGUAGCUGGACGCAGACUCUCGUGAUGUUGUGGAUCCUGUGCAGAUUACAGCGGAUCUCGUUGUGAACGAGGCUGGAGUGUAUUCCCAGAAAGCAAAACUGAAAAAGCACCGGUUCAUUUGGGAUUUUACUGCUCUCCGUGACUGCGUUUCAGGUGCAACCUUUAGCAUAUGUAACACUUCGGUGCGUUUUACUCGACCCCUGUCUAAAAUGGCAACAUGUGCGCUCCGUACUAUGUCAGAUGGCAGAAAGCGUGUGUUUUUAUUUGCGGCUUAGACAAAUCUGCAUUUGCACAUGUAUUUCCACACGGGAUGCACACACACUCUCUCUCCCUCCGUCCUGAGAGCGCAACAUGUAUUUCCUGUAAGUGUUCCUGUCUUGAUUUUUUCCCCUUCUCUCUCUCCCCCCUCCACUGAAGACUAUGGAUUCUUCGGCGUAAUGGACGGAUAGCGAACACACGAUGAAUGCAAACAAGCGAAAUUCACUUUGCAGUCAUGUGAAACGAGGAUGAAAUACGACAUUAAACCACGAAGGCCAUUUUGACAACGGGACAGGCUAUUCCUGCAAGUAUUGCGUUUUCGUUAGCGUUUCAGGCAUCCAUUGCGACUGCUUCUUGUUUGAUGUUUUGGCAAAAAGAAGAAGGAGAAGCAGAAAAACACAACCACCUGAGCUUAAUUUCACUUCUCUAUGUGUGUUACAUGUGAAAGAAAAUAAGAAUAAUCUCAUCGCUUCCUUCCUGAAUCCUGCGUUCAUUGUCUCCGCGAGGCUUCACCAUGGAAACCUGGCGCGAGCGACCAUGAUGGCAAACCGGGCAGGAAACGCACACAGCGGCGCAUAUGUAAACAACCAUGGUUAGAGGGACAUAUCUCUGUUAAACUGUUUUAUUUUUAUUUGUAUUUUUUUUCUUUAAUUUUUUGCCUAUGUGGACCCUAGCCGAGCAUUCUGUGGCCUGCUUUUUGACAACAAAUGUAUCGAGCUUUUUUUUUUUUUUUUUAAACGAAAGGAGUGUUUUUGUAUUAGGCUACCAUUUCAAGUGCCAAAGUGUUACACCUUAAAGGUCCAGUUUGAUAACCAGAAUCUGUGUGAAAUGAAUUAAAGGUAAAUGCAAAAUCCAGUUUCAGUGCAGAGAGUGACAAUCAGGAGACCACACUGAAUCCAGUCAUCAGAUGCAACUCUCAGGUCGAAAGCUUGUUUGACAUGGGAGUUAAGAGGGUGCCAGACAAGCCAGCUCAAUGUACUUGUAAUGUACUUUUUACGAACUGCUUGUUUCAAGAGUAACAAGGACAAUAAGGACCUAUUUUUCAUUCCUCAAGUAACAUAUUGGCUUUUCGAAAUGCCUCGGAACCGGGCCUUUUCCGAGCCAGAGUACUCUGCGGAGUAUUCGGCAGAAUGCUCAGUCACGUUGCCCUCUGAUCCAGGCCAAGCAGUGGGAAGAACCCAUGAGGUCACGGUGCGUAACUCAGGCUGCUGUUUGUGUCUCCCUCGCUUCAUGCGUCUCACGUUCACCCCAGACUCACUAGAGAACCUUUACCAGACCUAUUUUCGCAGGCAGCGGCAUGAAACCCUACUGGUGUUGGUGGUGUUUGCAGCCCUUUUUGACUGCUAUGUGAUUGUGAUGUGUGCUGUAGUGUAUACCAGUGAUAAGCUGGCGUCCGUGGCUGUGGCGUGUGUAGCAUUGGCUGUGGACAUCGUGCUCUACCUACUGUGCCGCUACGGCGUUCUGCCUGAGCGCAUCUCCCGCCGGCUGGUGCCCUAUGCCCUAUGGGUGCUCAUAGAUGCCCAGAUCUUCUGUUAUCUAGGAUUGAACUUUGCCCGCUUCCACCAGGCCAGUGACACAGUAGGCUGGCAGGCCUUCUUCAGCUUCUCCUUCUUCUUGACACUGCCGUUACGACUGACACCUAUUGUGCUCAUCACAGCUGUGUCAUGUGGUGUACACACGUUGGCGCUGGGCGUCACCAUCGCACAGCAGCAGCAAGAGGACAUCCAAGGAGCUGCUCUUGGGAGACAGCUGUUGGCCAACAUCCUGAUCUACAUAUGUGCAAUUACUGUGGGGCUUAUGUCAUAUUACAUGGCUGAUCGCAAACACCGCAAGGCCUUUUUGGAGGCCAGGCAGUCUCUGGAGGUGAAGCUGAAUUUAGAGGAACAGAGUCAGCAGCAGGAACGUCUACUGCUGUCCAUUCUUCCCAAACACAUAGCAGACGAGAUGCUACAAGACAUGAAAAAAGAGGCCAGUCAGAAAGAGAUGCAGCAGUUCAACACUAUGUACAUGUAUCGGCAUGAAAAUGUUAGUAUUCUGUUUGCAGACAUUGUGGGAUUCACCCAGCUCUCUUCUUCCUGUAGUGCACAGGAGCUAGUCAAGCUGCUCAAUGAGCUGUUUGCCCGCUUUGACAAACUGGCUGCUAAAUAUCACCAACUGAGGAUUAAGAUCCUUGGGGACUGCUACUACUGUAUCUGUGGCCUUCCAGAUUACCGAGAAGACCAUGCAGCCUGCUCCAUAAUGAUGGGAUUGGCCAUGGUGGAAGCUAUUUCCUAUGUUCGAGAGAAGACGCAGACAGCUGUCGACAUGCGUGUUGGGGUGCAUUCUGGAACAGUUCUUGGUGGGGUGCUGGGACAGAAGCGCUGGCAGUAUGACGUCUGGUCCACAGAUGUCACAGUGGCCAACAAAAUGGAGGCUGGAGGUAUACCUGGGCGAGUGCACAUCUCCCAGAGCACACUGGAAUGUCUUCAUGGUGAAUUUGAUGUCGAGCCAGGGAAUGGAGGUGACCGCUGUGAAUACCUGAGGGAGAGAGGCAUUGAGACUUACCUGGUUCUUGUUCCCAAAGGACCAGUGAGCAAGAAUGGCAUCAAUGGAGUGAAGCUGUCGGUCACUUCAUCUAACGGGAACUCUCCUCUGUUGAUCAACACUACAGAAUGUAAUGGCAGUGUACACACAGCCUGCACCACACCUGAAGAACCAGAGGAGCUGGAUACACGGGUGGUGAAUCCAUCGUUCCCAAACCCUCGGCGGCGUCUUCGUUUGCGAGACCUUGCUGAGAGAGUCAUUGAUGCUCAGGAAAAUGAGCAGGAGCUGAAUAAACUCCUGAACGAGGCACUGCUGGAGAGAGAGACAGUGCAGGCAUUAAAGGGAAAGUACACUAACCGCCUGUCGCUGCGCUUUGUGAACCCUGAGCUGGAGACACGUUUCUCGGUCGAAAAGGAGAAGCAGAGUGGAGCCGCCUUCAGCUGUUCCUGUGUAGUGCUGCUUUUUACAGCAGCAAUUGAGGCACUUAUAGACCCUCUGUUGAUAGCCAACUAUGUGACUCUAGCUGUGGGGGAAGUGCUACUGCUCAUUCUCACCAUCUGCUCCCUGGCAGCCAUUUUCCCACGGGUAUUUCCUAAGAGACUGGUAUCCUUCUCUACAUGGAUUGAUCACACACGUUGGGCUCGCAACACUUGGGCCAUGGCAGCCAUAUUCAUCCUCACACUGGCCGACAUAAUAGACAUGCUAAGCUGCCAGCCUCCACAGCCUGUUGGGGACGUUUCUCCAGCCCCUGGUGGACUAGGCGGUUGUCUGGAGAACCCCAAAUAUUACAGCUACAUUGCUGUAUUAGCGCUGAUUGCUACUACCAUGCUGGUGCAGGUCAGCCACAUGGUGAAGCUUACUCUGAUGCUGCUGAUCACAGUAGCUUCGGGAAUCGUCAACAUUUACAGUUGGAGGGACAUCUUUGACCAGUAUGAUCUAACCCACUAUAAGAAGUUCAGAAUAUACCUCGUGCCAUCCAAAUAUACAAUGACUGUGAUGAUCUUCAUCAUGAUGGUCAGCUUCUACUACUUUGCACGGCAUGUGGAGAAACUGGCCCGCACGCUGUUCCUGUGGAAAAUUGAGGUACAUGAGCAGAAGGAGAAGGUGUACGAGAUGAGACGCUGGAAUGAGGCUCUGGUCACGAACAUGCUCCCAGAGCAUGUUGCCCGCCACUUUCUGGGCUCAAAAAAGAGGGAUGAGGAACUGUACAGCCAGUCCUAUGAUGAGAUUGGGGUCAUGUUCGCAUCUAUCCCAAAUUUCUCCGACUUCUACACAGAGGAGAGCAUCAACAAUGGGGGUAUUGAGUGUCUGAGGUUCCUCAAUGAAAUUAUCUCAGACUUUGAUAGUCUUUUGGAUGAGCCUCAGUUUCGCUCUAUAACCAAGAUUAAGACUAUCGGCAGCACUUACAUGGCAGCAUCAGGAGUCACUCCUGACACCAACGCUAAUGGCUAUGCUGGCAUGAAGCAAAAGGAGGACUUGUCUGAUAGAGAGCGCUGGCAGCACUUGGCGGAUCUGGCGGAUUUUGCUUUGGCCAUGAAAGUUACUCUGAUGAACAUUAAUUACCAGUCCUUUAACAACUUCAUGCUUCGCAUUGGGUUGAAUAAGGGUGCUGUUCUUGCCGGGGUCAUUGGGGCUCGGAAGCCUCAUUUUGACAUCUGGGGCAACACUGUUAACGUGGCUAGUCGCAUGGAGUCUACAGGAGUGAUGGGAAACAUUCAGGUGGUGGAAGACUGCUAUAACAUCCUGAAGGACUAUGGCUUCCGUUUUGUGAGAAGAGGACCCAUCUUUGUUAAAGGGAAGGGGGAGUUGCUCACUUAUUUUCUAAAAGGACGAGAAAAACAGGGUUCUUUCAUCAAUGGCUCCUCUGUCACACUGCCUCAUCAGGUGGUGGACAGCUCUUGACCUACAUGCACAUAAAAUCAACAAACACAAAACUUCAAGUUAACAAUCGCCCACCCGACAUAUGUAACAUACAUAUAACAAGUCAGACCUUUUGAAGGGGAAUUUCACAGAUUUUCAAAAAACUAUCAUAAUUCACUUGGUGAAAAUGAAGUCAUGCAGACAGAAGAGAAGAGGAGAGACACGAAGAGAAGAAAAGAAAAGAGAAGAGAAAAAAAAUCCUAACAUUUUUGAUAGGAACCUGGGGUCAUUAUAUCAACUUCAUACACAAUGAGUCCUAUUAAAAGUAGUAUUAUGAAAUACAAAUUGGACAGCAAAGACAUUCAGUUUCUUUAAGCACAAAAGGACAUUUAUUGUACCUGCACAUCAAAUUACAUCUGCUCUGGGCUGUUCACUUUCUUUAUCGGCGUUCUUUAGUCUUCCUCAUCCUUCUGGCACUCUCUCUGUUAGUCUGCUGCAAUUCUUCAUCUGCAUUCGUGGGUUAAAACUGAUGCAGCUUUUGGAUAUUUUAAAAUAUAUGGUAUCCCCCUAUGCUGCCAUCCAAGAGUGGAAUAAUUUGUUGACUGGCUAUAGCUACUGGCUAUAUUAACAGCAGAAAUGCCUGUAGUGGUUUGGGAGUUUGGGUUGCAUGUACCGUGCAAGAGUGGGAAUGAGAACAAGACACAGAAGUAAACAGAGAAGACAAAGAAGUAAAAGGAUACUAAAAGAUGUCCCAAAUGCAUAGGGGACUGUUUCCCAGCACUAUGUCUGUUGUGCCUCCGUCACUGGAUGUUGGUCCAUAACACUUCCAGUCUUUUGAAUUUGUUAAUAAGUUUGGUAACAGCUUCCAAUCCAGCCAUGAGAAUGAUUUCAAUACAUUCUUUUUUUUGUCAAAGGCAUUCUUAAAGGCUAUCUGGAAAAAUAGUGUGUUUGCCCUAUGUAUGGAGACUAGUGGGACACCCUAUAAUUUAUAAAAUAAAUAAAUAAAUAAAAAAAUUAAGGCCAAAGCCUUAUCACAAAGCUUCUAGUGCAUCAGCCAUAUAUUUGAAUCAUUUUCUGUAAACUUUCUGUGAAGUAGAAACUUCUAGAGGCUUUACGCACUUCAAACUGCUGGUUCCUGUCACUGCCAUUGUAAAUACUUCUGAAUAACUGAUGCAUAUUUCAUCAAACAACCCAAAUAACUUUCAUUACUCCUUAAAGAUUGAAUUAGGUAGAAAUUUGAAGUAUCUGUGGAAUUCCCCUUAAAAAAAAUUAUUGUGUUGCAUAUUAAAAGGGAGGCAGAUUACAGAAAUGGUGUGUAAAAUGAGAUUCUCUCUGGUCACUCAGGAGAAAUACAGGGUCAUACUGUACUUGGAUUAUUUAAAUAAUGACUAGCUGGAAGGAAAGGAUGGAAGGAAACACGAAUGAUUUUCCAAAAAUAAUUGAUCUGCUGAAUCAGUAACACAACUGUUUGAGUACAACACAGAGUACAAACAGUAGAUUUAGUGACCCAGUGGAUAAAAUCAAGAUUGUACAUGACACAUAGUGCUUUUACAGUUGACUUUUAAACUGAUUCUGUAUAGGUUAUUGUUAAAAUUUUUGUUGUAUGUCUAAGAUUUUUGUUUUGGUUUUGUUAAUUGAAUAGCAAAUUUUAAAGCAUAUAAAGGGAAGCACACUGGCUCUCUCUGCCAUUUUGUGUGUGCAGAUGCAUGCACACAGAGUUGUGUGUUCUUGCCUGCUUUUCUGAACAUCUUUUUAUCUACCCCAUUUUAUUUCUGUGGUUUUGGACUUUACAGCCCUUUUCGGUCAACCCGUUUUUUCUACCCAGUUUAAAGUGUUUUAGUGUGCCAUACAAAAAGUGCCAUAACAUAAUUAUGUGUCCUGUAUAUAUACUCCUCUGGGGUGAUCGACGUGUCACUGUGAGCAGGUGAAAUGCAAGUGUGUAUGUACAGUAAGCAUGCACUGGAUGAAAGUGCAGCUAGAGUCAAGAGAUUUUUUGGCAGUAUUGGAGAUAUGGCUGCUUCUCAGAUCUCAGAUUAUAUUCCCCUCAAAAACUUUCCUAAAAUACUAGAUGAAUGUGCAAUAGUUUAUUCUUUUACAAUGUUUUGUUCUCCAACACCCUUUGCAAAAACAUUCUCAACCCUAUAAGUCAUAUUUUUAUAUUGUAUAUGUUUCAUUCAAAUGAGUAUUGUGCAGUUUUAUCAGGUACAAGACUGGAGUUUUGUGCCUGGCAACAGUUUCCUGUUAAUUUAUUGCAGAUAUCAGGGAUAUUGAAUGAGAAACCACAGACAGAAUUGCAUUUGUUGUUUUUUGAAUUGUUGUAUGGAUUCUGAAGAUAUGUCAUGGAGAUUGUUUUUUUUUUUUCUGGCCUGAUGCAGGAUUUUACUGAAAUAUGAUUUGAAUUUUUUUAAAUAUCCUAGGACAUGGGAAUAAAAUGGCACUUUGAAUUA
This is a messenger RNA of Ictalurus punctatus (channel catfish), 8166 nucleotides long. RefSeq names its product adenylate cyclase 3a (gene adcy3a). The transcript has 20 exons. Gene Ontology annotation, cellular component: plasma membrane. The record is from RefSeq and is a predicted model, not a curated record. The coding region runs from base 2321 to 5761 and encodes 1146 amino acids. Gene Ontology annotation, molecular function: adenylate cyclase activity. Gene Ontology annotation, biological process: cAMP biosynthetic process; intracellular signal transduction; adenylate cyclase-activating G protein-coupled receptor signaling pathway. NCBI's taxonomy places the organism in Eukaryota, Metazoa, Chordata, Actinopteri, Siluriformes, Ictaluridae.